Messenger RNA from Drosophila rhopaloa, 1815 nucleotides. RefSeq names its product angiopoietin-2. The record is from RefSeq and is a predicted model, not a curated record. The coding region runs from base 95 to 1783 and encodes 562 amino acids. Lineage: Eukaryota; Metazoa; Arthropoda; Insecta; Diptera; Drosophilidae. The transcript has 6 exons.
CGGAGCGAGUCGCCACUGCCCUCGAGACACGAUACGCGAAUUCGCAUCAGGAAGCGGACUAGCGGAGGAGGAAUUUUUCGGCGCCGCUUCCAAUAUGUUGAAGCCCGAUAGGUGUCAGAAUCUUAGAGAACAACAAUUAAUAAAUAUAUUUGAAAUUAUUAUAACCACUCUGGAAGGAAAACUUAAUCGCAUCGAUCGUCUCGAUAAAACAGUUGAUCUUAUAAUGAAAAAUAUGGAUGCGCUGCAAAAUCAGGUAGUAAAAAAUAUAGAAAAAACGGAUUUAAUUAUUUUUCAGCUGGACAAUAUAGAGAAAACGAUUUCCAAUGGUGUGCCUAAAAUACGUGCACAAUUCUUGGACGUUAUAAACCAAACUACCAAGCUGGAACAAAACUCGUCAAAAUUACUCAACGAACGAAUAGUAAAGAUUGAUCGUAAAGUCAUUGAUAUAGAUAAUAAGCUAGAAUGCCUUAAGGUGCAAAUAGAUAAUAAUUAUUUGCAAGUUGAAGACUUUAACGGCGAGGCUAGUGAAAAGAAGCCCGUCACAAUUAAUGUAAACGACAUUACAAAAGCGUUGAGUUCUGAAGCCAUGACACAUAUGUCAUCCGAAUUAAGGGAUCUUCGCGAGUCAGCUGACAACAUUGAUAAAAAGUUACAAUUCCACAUAAAUGUUGUGUCUGAAAAUAUUGGGAUAAUGAUGAAUAUGAUGCAUGAGAUACAUUUUGCUGUAGUCGAUAAUAACAAACAGUUUCAAAUUUUAAAUGCCACAACAGCGGCGUCACCGUUGAAAUCAAGCAAACUUGAAGUUUUAGUUAAACAAAUACGACCAAUGGUUUCUGAAAAAAUUGAUGAAGUUUGGGACGUCGUGGUCGACACAAAAUCAACUGUGGAUUAUCUGCUUCCCAAGUCCGCGGCUCUUCUAACACAAACUCAACGACAAGAGCGAGCAAUUGAUGAAAUCCAUCAAGAUCUUAAAACGAAAACCAACUUGAUUAUCAAUAACUUAGAUAAGGUGGAAAAACGAUUAAAAAAACAGGAAAAUUAUGUUCAAAUAUUAGCUAAACUACCUGAGCCACCUGAGCUUAUUGCAGACAAAAAAAUCGACAGUAUAUUGAAAUAUGACUUAAAUAGCCACUCUUUAAUUGAUGAAACAUUUAAAAGGGCGAAUUUGUCGUCGUCAUUCUCUUACGUUCAACCUACCAUUGUGAACACUAUUUCACCCACUCUAUUUACUUCCUCAACUGGAGAUUUAAUGCUGGAUCAAUUACAUUCCACGCCAAUAAGCCCCAUCAUCACUUACAGCACCGGAGCUUUAAUCAAUGGGUCAAAAUCAGCUAUUCGGAAAGAUGGAAUUAUUUUUCCAAGCAUAAAAAAAAAGCCAGCGAUUAUCAACACCACCAUCGCCAAUGAUAUUUUAACCCUAAAGGAUAUUAAGGGAUUUUCUUGUGUUGACAUCUUAAAUGCUGGAAUGAAACAAUCUGGAGUAUUUUAUUUACAAAUCCGUGGGACGACAUAUUGGUUUUUAAAGGUGUAUUGUGAUCAAGAAACCACAGAUGGAGGUUGGACGGUCAUUCAACGGCGCGAUGAUUAUGUGGACUCUCGGGAAAACUUUAACAGAGAUUGGGCAGAUUACAAAAACGGAUUUGGUGAGCCAAGCAAAGACUUCUGGCUUGGUAACGAGAACAUAUACAUGUUGACAAAUAACGAGGAAUAUUCUUUACGAGUAGAGCUAGAGGACUUUGAAGGAAACAAGCGUAUUUGUUGUACAGUGAUACAAUUGAUAUAGCUUCCCUGCAGUUCCGAAAUUCAUCACUACAA